GGGCAUUUUGGAGGAGGUUUUUGAGAGAUGUUAGGGUCAUGGCAAUAACACAGAUCACUUCAGCAGUCCUAGAGGAUUUGAUUUGAUUGAAUCUGUGGGGGAGAGUGGAAUGGAGGCAGGAGCGGGGAUUAUUAAGGCUUAGGGCUUAUAGUGCUUUGCACUCAGUCAUUCUCUUCUGUGCUUUGCAUGCUGGUGCACUGAGAGAAAAUGAUAGAUGGCUGUUCUGUGGCUGGCAAACUGAUGGCCGUUGGGUCAUUCUGGAGAGUCGCUACGUCAUUGAGACAUUUUUUGGACUUAAUUUAAGUGGUUGAGCGUGGACCUCAGGAGCCAUGAGGGAUCUGUGUCGUAUAUGUGGUGUUCGUCUGGUGGGAAGCCAGUGUCGCUGGAUCUUCAGCUCAUCAGGAAAGAGGAAACUUCAAGUCAUCCUCUCACACGUGCUUGGCUGGGAUGUGACUCGUGAUGGUCGUGGAGAGUUCCUCUGCGGGAAAUGUGUGUUCCAGUUAGAGAAGGUGGUGCAAUGUGAUGUUAACAUCAGCCAGCUGCAGGACGAGCACAGCACUCAGAUCCAGAAGCUGCAGGCGGAAAAAGAACACCUGAUUCAGUGUAUCGUGCACAUCUACAACAAAAACAAUCCUGGUAGCAGUGACAAGGAGAACGCCAGCUCUAAGGCUCUACACAAGUCCUCUGGGGGAGGCAGUCCCGAAGAUGAGGCCGUGUGUCAACUCUCCAAUGAGAGGCUGCAUUUCAAGGAAAGUGGAAGCAGUCGAGUGGGGAAUCGUAUGAGAAGGUGUGUUAGUCUGGAUGUAAUUGUCAGUAAAGGACCAAUCCCUGGGCGCUCAAGCCUUCGCAGCAGCCGACAAGGCUCAGGAGCAGGGUUGGAUAACUUGGUGAAGAGUUUUGGGCUCCGAGGCACACGCCAACAUUCGCAGAGUACGUACCUUGACCUGGUCCAGCAUAAGGGCACACUGCCUAAAUCUGGAUUCAAAGAUCGCUCCACAUCUCUACAGUCCCUGAAUCGGGACUUCUACGCGGACACCCCUCCAGACCCUACACCCAAACGAAAACUGAGGGAGCCCACUGUGUUUGUUGCAAGAUAUGGCGCUAAUGAAGACCCAGGAGGAAAGGCUCAGGCCAGAGCACUGCUCCACAGCUCUCCCAGUCAGCCUUCCAUAAUCUCUGAUCUGAUCCAGCUCCUGCGCUGCAUUUCCAGGCAGCAAGUGUCUGCCCCUGCAGGGAGUCGCAUCCCUGUCCUGAAGAGGUUAAAUGUUGGGUCUCUCAUCCAAGCGAAGCGCAGACUUAGAGAAGCAGAAUGGAAGUCUCUGCAUGACCUUACAGAGGAAUUUGAGGAUGAAUACACCCCUGUUAGAGUGAAGAGUGACAUCAAUCAAUUGGAGUCCGUCAAUAAACGUCUGACUGAGGAGCUCCACCAGGCUAAAAGUACCUAUGAGAAUCUGACAAAAACAUUGGAGGAUUCCCAGAACCAGAACAAGAUCCUACUGGGGAAGCUGGAGGAGAAGGAGAACGAACUCAAUUCUGAGAAGAAAAAUUCUUUGAAGCGAGAUAAAACAAUCCAGGGGCUCACUCAGGUCCUCAAAGAAAAGGAAAAAGAGACUGCAGAGCUGUGUCAUGAGAUCGAGGACAGGGAUGACGCUUUGACCAAGGCUAGAGAGGCUGCACAUAAAGCCCAGCUGCAGAAAUACCAGGGAGUAGAGGAGCACCAGAACUUAUUAAUGGGAAAGCAAACAGAGUUGGCCCAACUCCAGGGAGAACACCAUGCCAAGGUGCUUGAAGCCCAAAAACUACAGCGUGCACUAGACAGAAAGGAGCAGGAGCUGGGUGACUUGCAGCAGGCAAAAGACCAACUUGAAGUGGAGCUAGAGGACCUCCAACAACAAAAGAAGAAUGGAGAUAAAGCCCUAAAUGAUCUAAAAAAUCAGCUCAAAAAGCUGAGUGAUGAAACAGGGGAGAGGGAGGGUGCUCUGAAACAGGAGUACCAGGAGCUGCUGGACCAAACUAAAAGAAAACUGCAGACCAGCGAGGCCACAAUCCAGCGGCUAACAUGUACCCUGGCUGAUAAAGAGCAGCAGCUUCAGGAGUACAUAAACAUGGUCAGAGACUUUGAGCGAAGCAAAAGUCCAGGAAGUAACGAUGGCGUGCUUUCCAAACUGCGGCAAAGGCUGAAGGAAAAAGAGAAGGCUCUGGAGCAAGCGCUGGAUGACAAAUUUUCUGCCAUUGAGGAGAAAGACAAUGAGAUUCACCAACUGCAGCUGUUGCUCAGGGAAAAGGAGCGUGACCUAGACAGACUCAAUAACCUGCUCUCUCAUAACGAGGAAACCAUCAAUAGUUUUGACAGUCUGAUCAAGGAGAAGGAUGUCGAGCUUCAGCAUCUUGCAAACACUCUGAAGAACCUACAGAGAGCCAAGCAAGAUGUAGAAGAUAAUCUAAACAGAUCUCUGAGGGACAAGGACUCCAUCAUUAGCCAUCUGCAACUCUCCCUGGAGGGCAAGACAAAGGAUUUGGAGGAAAUGGCUGACUCAAUGCUGAACCAGACACAGAGUCAGGCUCGCGACCUGGCUGAGCAAAUGGGCCAGAGGUUGAAGGUUACAGAAGCCAUGCUGGCCGAGGCUGUGAAGGCCAGGGAACAACUAGUUGCCGACAACCAGAGUGCUGUGGAAGGGCUGUUGGCAACAAUUACAAGCAAGGAUCAACUUCUCAAGGAGUCUGCUGAGCACUACAACCGCAUGCUGUCGCAGCGCGCUCAAGAGAUUCAGGAACUGAGGAAGCAGCUGUCUGACAGGCAGCAGCAGCUUGCCACCGCUGAAAAGCAGAGCUCCACAACAACCCAAGAGGGUUAUUUAGAAACGGCAGAACUCAGAGCCCUGCUCGCCGAAAAAGACGCCCUCAUCAAUAAGCUUCUGCAGCGUGGUCAGGAGAGAGAUCAGUUUCUGUUGGAGAUCAGACAAAAGGCAGAGCCAGACCAAGUGUUGGAGCUCAGACAAACUAUCCAGAUAAUGCAGGAGAAAUUGGAUGAGAGGGAAGCUGAGCUGUCCAGAAGGAACAGUGACGACAAUCAGGAGAACAACCCGCUCUCCAAGAAGACAGUGGUCAUCCUGAAAAAGGAGUUAGCUCAGAAAACAGAAGCACUAAACAAAGCACUGAAGAGGGAAAAUGAACUGAAGAUUUCAUUGGCUGACCUCCAGUCAUUGCUGUCCGAGCUGGAGGGCCGCAAUGAAGGUCAGGCUGCUAAUAUCGACUCCCUUACUUCUACUCUGAAGACCAAGGAGGAGAUUAUCAAUGUUCUCCACCUGCGCCUUGGUCAAAGAGGUGACAGUCGUGCUGAUCAUACCCAGGAUCAUGCCAUCGCCUCUGGCAUGGAGAGGUCACUGCCUGUGCUUCCUCAGAGGGAGAGGACCAUGAUAGGUGGAGACAGCCAGCAAGAAACUUUACCCAACCUUAUAGCCUUGCAACAGGAGCAUGACUCUCUGCAUAAAGCCCUACGAGCUGAGCAACAGCUCUACUCCAGCCUGGUCAGGACUGUGAAGGAGCAAGACAGCGCCCAGCGUCUCCACGCUCUGCAGCUGGAGCUGGCAGCAGUGCAGCUUCUCAGGCAGCAGCUAGAAGACGGCAUCAAGACUAAUGAGGAGCUCAGGGAUGACUUGGAGAGAGAGUUGCACAAAGCAAAACUCAGAGAAGGUAUGGACCUCAUUGAUCCCAAAGAACUGGAGAGCAUGAGGCAUCAGCUUGAAGAUGCCCAUCGCUGGAAUACAUCUCUGCAGGCUCGCUUAGGAGCAAUCCAGAACCGUGGAGGAGGGGUCGGUGGAGCCAACGACGGCGACACUUUGAGUUUCAUUGGAGACCAGACUUCCUACCUGAGCAUCUGUGUGGGAGAGGGCCACGAUGACAGCUUGUCUGAACUCUCAGCUCAGGAGCUCAGACAGAAGGUGCUGGAGCUGCAAGACUGUGUUGGCAGACUGCAGACUUUAAAUAACGAACUGCAGAACCGACUGUCACUUAUGGAGACGUCGGAGCAUGAUACAGACAAGGAGGAGAAAGCCGGCAGUAACCCGUGGAAACAGCAGCUUGAGAAGACACAGGAUAUGCAGUCGCUGGCUCAUAGCAAUAAGACACAUCUCCCUGGUCAAGACAAAGGGAGCCAAACAAACAUCACAGCAGGACAGAUUGCAUCUGGAAAUCUGUUGGAUGAUGCGACUGUGCACAGUGGCCUUGACCAGAGUAGAGAGCAUGCUCAGUCUGGUAACAACAUCUCGGACACUGGAGAGCAGGAUUCAGUGCAGAAGAACAGAGAUGUAAUGGCACUUAAAACCCUGUUGUCUGAUUGUGGAUCCACUUCAGUAUUGCACCUCAGAGAGGAACUGCUCAGACUUAGAUCAGAAAAUGCAGCACUUCGGGGUCUCCUGAAGGAACAAAAGUCCACUGAGUGUAAAGAGAAAGAGAGUGCAGACGCCUCAGGGAACAGCAGUGAAGGACAGUCUGAACUGAGAAGGAGUGUGGAAACACUUCACGCUGAUGCAAACAGUGACUCCAAGGUCCUCAAACUGUCAAAAGAACGGCGAAAGAGGCAGUCAGAUGAGGAGUUUGAUUGGGAGACUCUUGGUACCACUGUCAGCAUUGCAGAUGAGAUGGAGAAUCCAGUAACUAAAUCCCAGUCACACAGCAAGAGUCCAAAGCAGCAUAUCACAAGACAAAGGGCUGGUGUCAAAUCUCGCCUCCCCGUGCCAGUGAAGCUGAGAUUGGAGUCCAUCAGCAGUAUACAGUCUGCGAGCUCUGACCAGCUGAACACCGAUGAACUUCAACAUCUUAAUCUGGAUGUUGUCUAUGGGUGUGACCAGCCGUUGGCAGCAGACUCCGACUCUCACGUGUCACACCAGCAUGUCAUUUCCCCAUCCUCCACCCUCAGACAUGCUCAUCGCAGCUGCAGUCCUGGAGGGUCUGACAUGGGCUCGGGAGACAGAACAUCACUGGAUCACACCCAGGCCGACUCCGCCCUUUUCAAUCAGCUGGAGCUUCUCCACCAGGAGUGCCAAGAGAAGGAGGCUCUGAUCAACAAGCUGAGUGAGAAGCUUGCUGACUGGGAAGAGCUCCAUGCUCAGAUUCAAGAAAAGGACAGGCUUAAUCACCAGUACAUAGAGGCCUUACAAGCUGCAGAAUCCACCAUCGCUUACUUGACUGCCUGCAGUCUCGACAGUCAGGGUGGAUUUGGACACACAGGUUCUGGUUUUCCAGACUCGGAUGUUUCCCUCAACAGUAGAUGCAUGGAACUACAGAAAGCCCUACAGGAGAAGGAGGAGUUCAACAACCAUCUGGUUGAGCUAUUGAACAUGGCAGAAAAAGCCAUAAUCUCCUCUGACAGCCAAGAUAAAAAUCCAGAAAUCAGCGAUCUUUGUUCAAAGAUAGAGGAUGCUUUACAGAAGGUAAAGGCAUCUAGAAGCAUAGAGAGCCCUGGAGAAGAAUUUGGAGGUACUGAGGGCUCUCUGCAGGAGCUGCAGCGUCAUGCUGACUCUUUACAGGAGGCACUUUGGGAACAGAACAGGCUAAACGCAGAGUUGCAGGAAAAACUGAGGGCUGCAGAAGUUGCCUCUCAACAUAGUAACCGCAGCGACGCCUCGUCAGCGCAGGGGGAAACAUCAGCAGAGUCACUUAAAACCGAACCUCACGGCACAAAAGGUUCUGAUAAUAAUCAUCUAAAUCAAGAGGUGAUUAAAGUUUUGAUGAACUGUUUUAGUGCAGCGGAGUCUGCCAUUGCCUCUUUAGCAGGUCACUGCACAAAUAGUGGUUCAUCAACUUCUGGUAGAUCAUCACAGAUCAGCCCAGAACUGCAGAAUAAUUUAGACAAACUUCAGGCAGCUCUGCAAGAGAGGGAACAACUGGGAGAACAUGCCCAGCCAGUUACCCAGUCCAGCAGCAAUCAGUCCUCUGCUACAGCUGGAACAAAGGGACAAGAUCUCCACCAGCAUCUGUGUUUCCUCUACAAGGUCUUUUGUGAUUACUCUCAGAGGAUAUCUGAACUCCAGGCUUCCUCGCAAGCAGAGAGGGGCCACAGAGGGGAGAGCAAGACCCCAAAGACAGUACAAGAUGAUAAAAGAUUACCCCCAAGUGUGCAGGCAGAACUGGAGAGUCUCCACAAGGCACUGAGGGAGAAGAAGAAAGCCUGUAAAAACCUGGAGGAGAAACUAGCUACUGCUCUGUCCAGUACAUCCUCUCCUGAAACUUCACGGAAAGCUCCUGAGCAGGAUGACAAAGGCGUACAGGUGGAUUUGCAGGACCUGGGUUACGAAACCAGUGGCAAGAGUGAGAACGAUAGGGAAGAGAGCAGUAGCACAGAUCUAGAGGUGGGUGUGAACCCUAGUCGCAGUGCGUCCAGCCUGCCCUCCCUGUUGAAACAUGAACAAGCCGCCUUCUCCUCUACUGAAAACUUGGACUCAACCUCCAGUACCCCGUACCCUAGUUCCCCAGCUCUCAGCUCAGCCAAGGUCAGUCUCAAAGGUUUGCAGGUCUAUGAUGAGUACGGUGUUUCUGAAGACCCUCUUCAGCUUCAGGCCCAAGUCAGAGAGCUCAAGGUCCAACUGGAAAACCAAACCAAACUCAUCCUCCAAAUGCAAAGUCUUCUGCGUAGGAACUCCCUCUCCAGUGACCUAGUUACCAACGCAUCUGACCCGGGCACCAACCCAGGCGCCCACAAAGAUGACCGUAGCCAAGAUCGUAUCUACAGAAGUGGGCAGCUAAGGGAGAAAAAAGAGUCGGAGAACCCGUCAGCGAAGGAUAAAACCAGCCUUCUCAAUAUAGAACUGGAAAGGGAGAGGACUGCGAGCAGAAAUGAACAACUGCAGCCGAACCGCAGUCGCUCCACAUCACCUGCCAGACUUGACUCCCUGGUGCAGUCGCAGGCCAGGGAGCUGUCACAACUGAGGCAGCAGAUCAAGGAAAGCCGCAGGCUGGGAGCCCUGCACCGCCGGCAGCUGGAGGAGCUGAACGAGGCCUUUAAAGAGCUGCUGCAGGCCAGCGAAGUGGACCACUACAUGGGGGAGGUGGUCAAAGAGCAGCUAGACAAGAGCUUGAGCAUCGUGGAGCGGCUGGAGGGACGGCUGGACAAAGGAGAUUCUCAUCUGAAUAAUGAGGACAUGGCAGCUCUGGAAUUGUCUCGCAGGUUGGCCAAAGAGCUGCAAGAGAAGAACCGGCUCAUCCAGAGCCUGCAGAGCCAGAUCAGAGGCCAGAGUCCCGGCAGCCACCACAGCUCCCACUCGGACCUGUACCCCUCAGACAGGACCUCUACCUCCUGUCACAGCAGCCCGACCUCACAAGGUGGCAGCCGAGGACACGGCCAGCAUCCCCUCACUGAUUGGUCAGGUGGAGCCGCCCCUCCCGUAGGAGGAGCCCAGAAGGAAGGUGUGCCCGGUCCCAGCAGACUACAGGGCCUCCAGAGGGAGAACGGGCGACUGCAGGAGCAGCUGAAGAGCAGCGAGGAACUCAACGCCACCCUGCGCAGCGAACUGGACCUGCAUCGCUCCAUUAUGGCCCAGACCAGCUCCCACCCCCAGGAACAGGAGCGAGGACACGACCAGGAGGGUUCAGGGCCUCAGAGAGAGGCACAGAAACGAGACGGAGACGUCGGCUCACAAAAGGCUGCAAGCGAACAGCCGCACGUGAUGAAUUCAGAUCUGCUGGCAGAACACCUGCAGGAGAUCAGAGCCUUACGACAGCGUCUGGAGGAAAGUAUUCGCACCAACGACCACCUCAGACAACAGCUGGAGAGAAGACUGGCGGAGGUGGAGAAGGAUCCAGCAGCGACCAAUAUCUUCAUCCACGGCAACGAGGAGCAGACUCAGCUGGCUAACGAGGUGCGAUUCCUCUGGGGACAAAACCAGGUCCUGAAGGAACAACUCAACGUGGGAUCUAGAGACAAGCAGAAGGAGAACGAAAAGCUCCGGGAGACUCUGGCCAGGCGGACGGCCAAACUGGAGCAGAGCAGGAAGGAGUGUGAAGCUCUGAGGCAGGAAAACCGACGGCUGCAGGAGAGACUGGAGCACAGCAUCCAGGAAAACUCGCAGCUCCUGGAUUCGCUGCAGUACAGCCGAGAGGAGCUCGGCAGGCUUCAGUCUGAGGUGAAGCUCCAGAGGCAGCAUCUGUCCGACUCCCAGCACCUCCUCCAGUCGCUGCGGGUGGAGCUGCAGGUUUAUGAAAAGAUGAAGACAGACUCCAACAAACAAAAUGAAUCUAGUGGGACGACCCAGGAGCCCGUCCCCGCCUCCUCGUCCUCCGGCUCCGUGGACCUGGGGGAGCUGCUGUCAGAGAUCAGACACCUGAGGCUGCAGCUGGAGAGGAGCAUCCAGACCAACACGGCUCUGAGGCAGCGGCUGGAGGAGCAGCUGCUCAGAGGCCCCAACCGCUCCGAAACCAUCAACAUCAACUACCUGCUGUCGUCUCCAGAUGAAGGCGGCAGGUCUCCGGGUCGUGAAGGCUGUGACACUCUCCGUCAGUCUUUCCAGACUGAGCACACCAGUGUCCUCCAUGAAACGAGGCGUCGUGCUCAGUCGGAGGUGGACGGCGGCUCCGUCAGCAGCAGCUCUGGGGACAGCGUCUCUGGCGCCCCCUCUCGGCUGGUGCCGGGACACCGGAUGUGGGCCAAUCGCAACGGGCGCCACAUUUUAGGUUUGAUCGAGGACUACAGCGCCCUCCGCAAGCAGAUCUCAGAGGGCCGCAAGCUCUCCCUCAACAUGGACACGCAACUGCAGGACUGUCUGCACACACUCAAACAGCAGGGCGUCGACAACAAGGUUAUGGAACAGCAGCAUCUGAAGAGUCUGUCCAGCAGCAUUAACACCAUGCAGCAAGUCUUGGAGGAGGCUGGUCGGCUCCUCAAGCUGGUGUGGAGAGUCUCUUUGCCAGAUGGUAACACAGCAGGGGACAGCGCCGCCAACCAGCAGGAUGAGCUGCUGAAGAAUGAGAUCGCCAGACUGAAGAGCAGGCUGUCGCAGCAGGAGAGGAUGCUGAGCGGAGCCGUGAAACGUCUGCGCAGCACCAACCAGCUCAAAGAGGGGAUGGAGAGAGUCAUCAUCGACCAGCUGUCUCUGACCCAUGGAGUCCUGAAAAAAGCCCGGGGGAAUUUAGAGACAAAUUACUGUAGCCUCUUUGGCCUGAAAGGCCUGUCUGGAGGACCAGAUGAAGGAGGUCCCGGUAAAUGGUCCGUAGAGGACACAGCAGCCAGACACUCGGACUCCUCAGACGAUCGGAACAGCGACGGCUUCUUGCACUGCAGCUACUGAAGCUGCAACUUCCUAAUUUUUAUCGGCUGCCUUUCUAUUCUGCUGUUGAACUGUCACCUUAUCCCACUUUUUUUUUUUAAGAAAAAAAAAACAAUUAAUUGCACAUGCCCUGCCUUUAAUUAGAUGUAUUUUAGGUACUGAAGUUGUAAAAGUAUUUUUUUUCUUUUAAGAGAAUGCCUUUUAAAUGUAAAUAGUAAGCCCUGUGAUUUAAAUAUUUCCCUUUUAUAUUUUACAUUUAAAAACAGGAAAUUGUAUUUUAUUACGAACUCAAUGUUUUUACCUGUCAGUUAAAAUGUAUUCGCUGGUUUAAGGAUCUACAGCAUGUCCAAGGAAUUAUGUUAAAAUGAAGUAAAGAAAAAGGUUAAAUGAUGAAA
Molecule: messenger RNA, 9655 nt
Organism: Mugil cephalus (flathead mullet)
Lineage: Eukaryota; Metazoa; Chordata; Actinopteri; Mugiliformes; Mugilidae
Gene: cdk5rap2
Product: CDK5 regulatory subunit associated protein 2
Exons: 43
Coding region: 330-9281 (2983 amino acids)
Cellular component (GO): microtubule organizing center
Source: RefSeq, a predicted model, not a curated record